AUGUUUCCGCGUCCCCGGCCCCCUCCUCUAGAGCCAAAGCCAACACUACCUCUACCAGCCAGCGAUUACCACUGGAAGCUGCAUGAGGAUACUAUCCAGCGUACCCUGGCCCACGCAGAAACAGAGAGCUUUCCGGCGCUGCGUUAUGAAUCGCAUGACUUUGGGCUCCUCCUUAUUGCCAUUGACCCGGACACCGGCGACUCAGUGUUACAUCGGGCUGCUGCCGUGGGCAAUGUGAAUUUUCUCAACAGUAUCCAUCCUAUGUUUGGCAAGCAGCUCGGCUUCAGACCCCAUGCAGAGCGGCUUUUUUAG
This is a messenger RNA of Talaromyces amestolkiae, 312 nucleotides long. RefSeq lists its product as uncharacterized. Lineage: Eukaryota; Fungi; Ascomycota; Eurotiomycetes; Eurotiales; Trichocomaceae. The coding region runs from base 1 to 312 and encodes 103 amino acids. The record is from RefSeq and is a predicted model, not a curated record. The transcript has a single exon.